Molecule: messenger RNA, 2430 nt
Organism: Dujonia railenensis
Lineage: Eukaryota; Fungi; Ascomycota; Pichiomycetes; Serinales; Debaryomycetaceae
Source: the annotation of a GenBank genome assembly
AUGUUGUAUAGAGGAUUCUCCAAUAAAUUGAUACGAAUCAGAGAUCUAAAAUACAGCGCAAAACUAUACUCAUCGUCCUCACCCAGGAACAGUCUAUCCCCUAUCUUGGAUGAACUCCAAGACAGAACAAAACUAGCACCGCAGAGAGAAAAGUUGCAUGAGAGAGAUAUCCUCGUAAUAAAUCCAUAUAGACUAGAAGAUGCAAAGCUCAAAAGGCUUCAUGACCAGCAUGCGAUAUCUCCAAAUCACUCGCUGCAGACUGGGAUAUCAAAUUGGAACUUGUUACAAGACCACUCACAGAAUACCGGGCCUGACAUAAAUGGUGAUGCAAACUUGGGGUUAUUCCAAAGCAUCGAAUCUAUAAAUUUACAAACAUCUCUCAAAGACGAAAUCUCAAAGGGUGAGUAUAUGGCCAUGACCAACAAGCUAUGCAAGUCCUUCUCUAGAAAGCAAUUAUUUAAGUAUGUACAGAUUAGAUGCUCCAGCUCAACUGGGAUUUCUAAGAAAACCAAGAAACAACUAUCCGAGUUUAUAGUGACUUCAAUAUGGAACUUGAAGGUUUCAGAAAGUAACAUAGACUUCACCGACUUAAGGAAAAAGAAGACUUUGGAGUUCCCCAUACAAGAUAUGCAUUUGUUGUUGCUGAACAACGGAGAGAUUAUAAAGAGUUUAUUGAAGAUUAACGUCCAGGUUUCCAUAUUGCCCGACGGGAAAGGAAUCACUUUGACUGGCGGUCCAGAUCAAAUUCAAGCAGCAGAGUUGAUUAUCAAUAUCAGGAUACAAAGGGCCUUUAAGGGAACAUUUGACUUGAAGGUGAUCAAGAGUUUGUUUGAAGAAAAGUUCGGUAAAUUCGACUUGGAUGUAGUUUCCAAGACCACUGAAGUAUUUUUCAAAGAAUUGGAAGCUUCAAGUGAUCACCCAGGUGUAAGUAAUGGGGGCAUAUAUCAAUUUAUUGCCCUUACCAAUGAACAAGUACGUAGAGCCAACAGGUUGUUAUUAUGGCUCCUCGAUUACAACACUCACAGAAGCGAGAAGUUAUUGGUAAUAGGGAGCAAAAAUGAGGCAGAAAAGGAAGACCUUCACUUCUUUCCCUAUAGGGACCAGGAUUCGUUGUCCUGGCUCUCGAGGGAAAAGAACCUUGUCAGAUUGAAGAAAGAUACUGAUGAGAUAUACGUAAAUGAAAAUAUCGCAAAGGAAUUGGAAAGGUACUCCGAUAGCAAUCUUUUAAGGCAGGUGCCUAAGUAUGACACUGCUAUAACUAAUGCAAAGUCGUUACCUACUAGCUACGGCAAUUCUGAACAAAUUGACGAAAACACCAGGGCCUUGUUGAGGGAAUUGGGUCUUCAUGAGGAAGAUUUGAGUCCACCAAAAGAGAUGAAAAAAGAAGUAGAUCCAUUUUCCUUAUUGGGCCAUGAUAUUGCAGCUGAUCAACAUAAAAAUGAACAUAAAAUUCACUCUGUAGAGCCUGCUCCUAUAGAAUUAUCAUCAGACGAAAGAGAAUUGAUUUACAAGCACUUGACAGAUUUCUCGUACCGGGGCAAUUUGUACGGGGUUGAAGCCUCGAAAAUUAAUGAUCCAAUAUUCACUACCACUUUGGGUACUAUUUUGUUCGAAGAAGCUGACGAACAAGCCAACUUCACCUUCAAUUCGAAUAUUGCAUUUAUAAACGACCAUUUCUUGAAGAAAGGCUUUUUAGACUAUGAUAAGAACUCGUCAGCUCUGAGUAAUGCUCAGUUGACAGACCCUCACGAUUAUCUAAUCAAAUUAAAAUUCUUACCCUUACUUAUAGAAGGUAAAAACCAAAUCAAGUAUCCUCCAAUAGAGUUCCACAUCAAAUUAAAUGAAUCCAAUAAGCCUGACUUAGAACAGCUGCACAUGUUAACAGUGGAAGGUGAAAACAACUACUAUGUAUCAUUGCCCGCAAGCAAGGUUGACUUGAAGGUGAGCUGCCAGAUUACAGGUGACUUAAUAGGCGGUGAAGAAGACGAGAGUUUGCUGGCCAGUAACGAGGCUGAUCUUACUGAAGUACAGCAAGAAGAAUUGUCAGAAAACGAUCCUUUUUCUCUCAAAUCAAUUCUUAACUCGACCUCUUCUAAGUUCAAAAAAUUCAACAAUCAACCGGGUAUCAAAAAAUUCUUCGAUUCCGCUGCGUUGGACUUCAGCGGGUACAAGAAGACUUUCAUUCCACCCAAUCUUGAAGUGAAUAUAAAUGGAGAGACUGUAAAGUACCAGCAUAUCAGUACGUACCAUAGGAGAACUAUUGAAUCCGAAAUCCAGGGUAGAGUGGUGGAAUUCAAUGUGGUAGAAGGGGGAUCGUACGGAGGGCGCAAAAUAGAGAUAAAUAUUAUCGGAGAUCUCGAGGGAGAUAUCAGCGAAGCAUCGUUCAACGAGUUGUUGGGCUAUUCCACAGAUAUAAUCAGGAAGUUGUAA